AUGGAGAUGAAAGAAAGUGCAAUCAUACCUGUUCUGAUACUGAUGCUGUUUACGUGGAGUGUAAGCAGCGAUACUUAUUCUGAAUUUGGUGUGACUAAUAUCAAAGAAUCGUCGAAAUUGACGUUGCAGUACACGUGGAUGAUACAUAAUUUCAAAUUGUCUACGAAACCGGAUAAUGACACUUUCUUCCUUCAGUCGCCAGAAUUUGGGCCACCUGGCAAUGAAAGCUUCAAAUGGUUCCUUAGACUUUACCCUGCAAAAUCUAGCGUGGGCAUUUAUCUAAUUAAAAAUAGUUCUAGUACUAUCGCAGUAAAUGAUACAUUUACUAUAGGCUCUAAAAAAAAGUCGUAUGUCGACACUUUUAAAGGAACUAAACCAGAGGGAUGGCCAACGUUUAUGGACCGUUCAGUUGCAAUAAACAGUUGUCUUCCCAAUGGUAGUCUGGUCGUAAAAUGUGAGAUUAGUACUUUAUCCAAUAUUGUCGCAUCUACCGAAAUAAACGUGGAUCCGUACUCCUCAACCAAAAACAAAGUUAACAAGAGCAAACUACCGGACGAGCUUUUGACUCUUCUGGAAGACGAAAAAUUCAGUGAUAUUACUAUUCUCUUAGACGACAACGAGAUUCGAGCACAUAGAAUAAUUUUGGCAUUGCGCAGUCCCGUGUUCGCAUCUUUACUCGAGGAAAAUCGCACUGAAUCGAACUGCAACAGAAAUUCCAGCAUCUUGGAGAUAAAAGAUGUGAAACCGAAGAUAUUUAAAAAGCUACUGCAUUACAUUUACACGGAUAAGGUCGACAGCAUCGACAGCAAGAUUGCUAAGGAUCUUUUAGUAGCGGCGAUCAAGUACGACGUUAAAGGACUAAAGGUGAUAUGCGAGGAAUUUCUCUACAAUAGUAUAAACGUCGACAAUGCCAUAGAAAUACUUGACAUCACUGAUCAAUAUCACAUCCCUGUAUUAAAAUCCCGAGUUAUGAAGUUUGCAGGCGAACAUGCAAUCUUUUUAAUACAUUCGAGUGCAUUCAAAAGUCUGGAACAGUCUAAACUGCAUCUUCUGUAUGAGCUUCUGGUCAGUAUGAUACCGUGCAAGGCAAAUGUUUAG
Molecule: messenger RNA, 1098 nt
Organism: Nasonia vitripennis (jewel wasp)
Lineage: Eukaryota; Metazoa; Arthropoda; Insecta; Hymenoptera; Pteromalidae
Product: speckle-type POZ protein B
Exons: 1
Coding region: 1-1098 (365 amino acids)
Biological process (GO): proteasome-mediated ubiquitin-dependent protein catabolic process; regulation of proteolysis
Cellular component (GO): nucleus; cytoplasm
Molecular function (GO): ubiquitin protein ligase binding
Source: RefSeq, a predicted model, not a curated record